Hylaeus volcanicus is the source of this 9420-nucleotide messenger RNA. RefSeq names its product protein quiver (gene qvr). Bases 795 to 1271 code for a protein of 158 amino acids. Lineage: Eukaryota; Metazoa; Arthropoda; Insecta; Hymenoptera; Colletidae. The transcript has 6 exons. Gene Ontology annotation, biological process: regulation of synaptic transmission, cholinergic; sleep; positive regulation of voltage-gated potassium channel activity. The record is from RefSeq and is a predicted model, not a curated record.
UCGUCUGCUCGGCGCACUUGCCGCAACACGAGCACGAGGCAACGACUGCUGACCCCGCAUAUUGAUCGACCCGAAUCUGCAGUUCGCUUCUAUCCGAUUGCGCGGCACGGGUGGCGCUUCCACGCACAGCGCCGCGACGCUCGUCUACGCUCAUACGCUAGCGUAGUCGCAACCACUGCACCCGCUCGCGCCGCAUCGUCGUCGACUGGGCUAUGUGGAACCGUCCACCCCCGUGCUGGCGGUGCAGUGUUCACGGGAUCGCUUAAAAUCAGCGAAUCGUCGACGACAGUUUCAGUGAUCACCAUUGGAAGAGCCACCAGGGACUGGAACCCCGUUUGCUGAACCCUCCAGGAUUGGAGGAGAUCCUGGCUCCUUUCUACGCUCGAACACCUGGGAUCUAUGUCUGUGAGUUGUGAUCGCCGAUACUGGCUGUCGAAGAUGUUGAUAUAGAAUCGUCGGAUAUCGGUGGACGACGCUCAUCCUAGAAAAAUGAAAUCACGACGCUGCGACGAAAGACUUUGUUCUCAGCGGAACGGACACCAGUCCUCGUAGCAGAGAGUCGGAACGACGAUACAGAUCUCGUGGCGAUUUAUUCAGCAGUGUCCAUAGGAUCCUUUGGAGACUCGUUGCUGCUGAUAGGCCGGAAGAAUCCUCGUUGCUGACUCGAAAGUCGAUUGCCUGGCGGGCGAAUGCAACUCCGCGAGUUGCAACUGGCGUGCAUUUCUACCGAAAGGGCGAAUUCGUGACACGGCAUGAAGCUGUAUAAAAAGUAAGAAGGAGCUACCACGGGAAACAUGGGGUCGAAUCAUUUGUUAGUGGCGGCAAUUGUACUCGCGGUUGCCACCGUCUGUCGCGCAGAGUGCCAGACUCGAAGAGUUUACUGCUACGAAUGCGAUUCGUGGACAGAUCUCAGAUGCAAGGAUCCAUUCAAUUACACCGCGCUUCCUAGAGAUCGGCCGCCAUUGAUGAUCUGCAAUGGUUGCUGCGUGAAAAUGGUUCGCAACGCGAAGUCGUCGUACGAGAGCGUGAGACGGACCUGCACAUCUCAGCUACAGAUAAACUUAUUCAUGGUGGACCACGUGUGCAUGAUGGAAAGUACCGGCACUGGUCACAUGUGCUUCUGUGAGGAGGAUAUGUGCAAUCGUGUCUCCCCGACCUCGUGUUCGAAUCCCGUACUCCUGCUGAUCCUGUCGACCAUCCUUGUACUACGCUCAGUCAUCUUAGGGGUCCCAGCUUGCUUAGUAGAACGUUGCAAUGGUCACGUCAUAUAACACUGAUUCUACUCUCGAUUCACCCGCGGUGGUUUUGAUUCAUAUCCUCGUAGACCAUUAGUUAUAGCCGGCGUCACGAACACCAAGUCGGGACGAGCGAUCCUGUACAGUCACGUACUGACCAGGAUGAGCGAGAACUCUCUAUUUGUUUCCACACGAUGAUGCGAACCGAGAGGUAAGAUAUACAAUGUGUUUCACGGAAGAGAAGAGAAUCGUUCGAUACCGACCAUCGGCAGAUAUUGAUAGUAGAAGCCUCCGUUGAGGAAAAUAAAAUCCUCAGGAUAGAAGAAAAUAUUACACAUUGAAGCAUAAUUACCCAGGGUCUUUUAAAGUCUAUAUUUGUCCAAAAACUGAACAUGAAAAUACACAACAAUACCAACCUAACAGUAAAACACAAUAUGAAGUAGAGCAACGAGAUGCAAACCGUAUCAGCCGACAAUAGUCUAUACAGGAAUUCUACUAAAUUCCUAUCUGAUGAGUUUACAGAUAAAUGUAACGUUUUAUCGAUGAUCGAACCGAUCGGAACGCUUGACAACGAUUCUCUUCUUCCCUUCACUGGAGAUACUGCACUCUGUAAUCGCUCAUCCCGAUCCUCUCUUCGGCGUAGACAGUAGCGAGAGAUCUGGACCGUGUUCUGUGUAGACAAAUCAUUCGACUCUCUAUCACUCUCACGAUUUUACCGCGAUCCCUUGUUAUUUUUUUUUGACGUCUCCUCGAGAGAGAGGAAGAUAUAUAUAUAUAUAGAGAGAGAGAGAGAGCUUACGCACGUUCGCUGCAAUGACUUUGUGAUACGUGCACAUACGAGAGAGAAUUUCGUUUGCCCUCUCCCUGGCGAAUGCGCAAUCCAAGGUAUGAAAUUCUCGAUUACUUUCAUCCAUUUUGCACAACGCUGCCAACAAUUCGCAAACGAUUCGAGUCACCUUUGAAAUUGACACCGGGUAGAAGAUGUUCGUUUAAAUAGUAGAAAUUGGUUGCAAUAUGGAUUGAUUUUUCUUGGAAAAAUUGUACUGCAUGAAACGUGAUAUUUUCAAUUUGUUUUACUUCUCUUAUACAGUCAGUCCCAUAAAUAUUCGUACCCUCUGUGGUUAUUGAAGGAAUUUGUCUAAAUUAAAUGAUAAAUUUGACGUUUCCAAAUACAUUUUUCAUUAUAUAUAUACAAGUGUAAAGUUUAUCCAUGUACAUAUUUAUAAUGAACAAUUAUUUGAAAACAUCGAACCUAUUAUUUAAUUUAGACAAACUUCUUUAAUAGAUAUAGAGGGUACGAAUAUUUAUGAGACUGACCCUAUAUAUUCAAUGCAUCUUCUCUUUUCAUCGUCACGUAUUUAUCGAAGAUUUCUAAGCAUCGUUUUUCUAAUUCUCGUAAGCACUUUGAUAAUCAUUUAGAAUUUAGCGUCGCUGAAUGGAGAUGCUCUUGAUAUUUAGUAAAAAAAAAGAAACGGAAAGAUUAGAAUGGACUAAUAUCGCCGUGCUGAUUUCUUGGAAUGUUUCUUUCAUUAAAAUUCCCUCGCUCGCUUGAUGUCACCUGUGCUUCUGUGCCAGGUCCGCCACGUUUCUAAGCGAAGGUAGAUCACGAAAAUACGUAACGUAGGUGUAUACUGUUUGCUACGUCGUUCGAUCAUUGCAAGAUUUAGGAGUUAAUGUGUCGUAGAUGGUGUUACGUCACGCAUUUACAGCUUAGAGCACUGUGCGCGUCUUGCACUGGGAGUGAGGAAGCCUCUCCAAAAAAUAAUCCCCGAGUGACGAAGGAUAACCGAGUCGAGGCGCAGAGAGAUGCGAUAAGAAACGUUACGAUAAGGGAUAGUUGUUCUGGUGGAUUAGAGUUGAUUGCUGGGAGCUUUUGAUAUUCGCCAAACGUUUCAUACGCGUAAUGAUAAUGAGAUUUACUUUCGUCAAUGAUGACGUUAUAUCGCUUUCGAGGCAAUAGAUUGCUGAAAUCGGUGGUAGCCAUUUUGUAAAUAAUUGUUGACAUUCGCUGGAAUAAGGUAAACUCCCAUUGUUUUAUUAUAGAGGCCUUCUUGGGGAGACGUUGUUAUAAUUUGCAAAAACGAACUAUUAGGGAAAGUAUUUAAGCUAAGGGAUUGGUUGAUAUGAAAGUUUAGAGUUGACAUGAAAAAAUGGUAAUGAAAUGGUAAUGGAAUAAAAAAACGUAAGAUAUAAUGGAUAUAUACGUGGUAUAACAUAUUUUUGUGUUUACAGCUUAAAAUGUUUUAAAAUGUAGGUUUAAGAUGCCCUUUUACUUAUGAGCGUUAAUUGUUGAACUUAUUAUUUAAAGGGAAAUAUGAACAUAGUGUAGACUACACGGAAAUAUUUUAUUAGAAAAAAGUAUACAAAAAUAAAUUCACAUGUUAAUGAAGACAAGAUUCUUAUUCUUAAAUUACAAUACUGUCUCUUUGAAUAUAUCCAACAACAAGGCCAAAGACUUUAACAAUGGAAGUUUAUUUUACGAGGAAUUCUACAUAUCUAUUGUUAUAGUAAACUAAGUGUCAAUGCAAUACUAGACGAAUUCUACAAUAUUUCGUGCUCUAAGAAACUGAUUCUAAAGGAUGAAAUUCAGGAUACCACGGCUCUCUUUGAAUACAUUUUAUCAAAGUUUCAAGAUAAAUAACGCGUGAUUUCGGUGCCCAUGCGCGUGUCUCGCUAUUGCCGCGCUCUCUCUACUGUUCUUCGUCACUGAGACGUCCCUGAAAGUUUACUCAUUCGCCAUUCUUAUGAGUCACCGACGCGCCCCAUCCGCCAUGAGAAAAUGAAACGGAAGUAGCCCUUGGUACCAGCGUGCUUAAGGUAGUCCACGGCCAGGAAGCAUGGUUUCGGCAUGCCCAUCCGACAGCGAUGUCAUCAAACGCAGCGACGACGGCCGACGAGCAUCGACAGCAGCAUUUUCGUGUUCUACGUGUCUCGAGUUUGCUCGCACGCGUGCCUUUCGAGGGAUCAUCCAAUGGUAGUCGAAUCGAUAAAAGUUAAUACAGAUAGAAUUCAGUAUGUGGUUAAGAAUCUGAAUCAUUCUCAGUAUAUAAGGUUUGGGAAUGUUUCCGUAUUCGAAUAUUGUACUCGAGGAAUUAUUCUGUAUUUGUUCAAGUAAUAUUCGAAUAUUGUGAUGCAGGCCGUUCAUUUAGUAGAUUCACCUUUCAUGGAAAAUGAACACUUUGUUAUUUGCAUAACGAUAUUUGAAUAGUGAUGCGCGAAUACAUAUUGAAAUACUUGAAUAAUCCAAUACGCAUACAAAUAUUCUAAUCGUAUCGAAGCACUUGAAUAUUCCAGCAACAAUAUUCUAAUACACAUUCAAACAUUCCAAGAGCGAUACCACCUAAAUAUUCUUCAAUAAUAAUAUUCACAUACGCAGAACAAAUACUCAAAUAGUAAAAUAAUAAAAUUAUUGACCACAUAGGUAAACAACUACCGCAAGGUGAACCGCUCGGAAGUGCGUGCGCGUGCGAAUGUGUGCCUCGGUAGUGUUAGCGAUUCUACCAAUCACGUAUUUAGCAAGAGUGUGUUCACACGUAGAAAGGAGCGAGUUCAAGUGCAUGAAUUGUAGCACCUUCGGUAUAGUGUGUUGAAAAUCGCGACAGAGGAGAAGCGAUGACACCCUUGGACCUGUUCCAUCGUUAAACGAUCGAAUGGAAUCAGAUUUCAUUAAUACACGAUAUUCCAGCAAUGUUUGUCGUCUCUAUCCACUGUCCACCGACGUUCAAGCGCAGCAACGCCUUGCAUGACACUUGCAUGAAUUUGUUAUUAGUACUUUUGCGACAAACAAGGAACUCCAUGUCCGCAGCCUUUGCUUCGGCCGGUGACUGACUUCCAAUGAGAUUCUGAAGUCGAUCAAGUUGCAUUCUAAAUUUGUAAACUUCAGGAAUGUCGAGGUAUAUGACUAUUUUUUAAUACAAGAAGGGUACAUUCGUUGACUGUGAAAGCAAGAUUGUUUCGUGAGAUACAUAUUUGAGGUAUAAAAGUUGGUAUAUUUGUUGCACCACUUUAUUAAGUAUACCUACAGUUAGUCCCAUAAAUAUGCGUACGCUCUAUGUCUAUCGAGGAAAUUUAUUUAAAUUACAUGGUAGAUUUGAUGUUUCCAAGUGUACGUUUAUAUAAAUAUAUACACGUAUAAGCUUAUUCAUAUACAUAUUUAUAAUAAAAAAUCCAUUUGGUAAUAUCGAAACUAUUAUUUAAUUUAGUAAAACUUCUUUCAAUAGACAUAGAGGGUACGGAUAUUUAUGGGAUUGACUGUAUAUUAUAAUACAUUAGUCAACAGACGUACUCCACGUUUUAUCUAUAGAAAACUACAUAAAAAGUAAAACCUAUUUAAAAAAUGUUCUCAAUUGAUCCUAAUUGGGGCUUCCUCAUGGUAGAAUACUCCAAACAUUUACCAACAUUGCAGAUACUUUCUUCAGGGAUCAAAUGAUACACUGAUAUCACGACACAAGUACCAGUGCAUUGCAGCUGGCCUUUCCAGGUAUUAAAUGAUGACACAUUGAUAUUAUGACACCGAAAUCAAUGUAUCAUUUGACCUCUAAAAACAGGGACAAAGCUUACACCGAAAAGCCUCAUUCAGGAUUAAUUCUGAUGAUCCGACUUGCGAACGCCUCAAAUAUCUUAAACAAUAUUGCUAACGUUUUCGAGAACAUUCGAAAGUCCCUGCUUGGUAUGUUUAAUCUUGAAAAAGAAAAAGAUAAUAAACCUCGAAGGAUUCAUGGAAGUCUUCCCCGCGCGAUGCUCGGCUGGAAAACAGCAGCCCGAACACGAAACCCUCCACCCUGACGAAUGCAACGCGAGGCAUAUCGAACUUAAAGAAAGCACAACGUGGGCCUUCAGCUUCGAACGUGCCACACCGAUUCGAUUAAAAUUGGCAGCGCAAGAGGGCUUCAGGCUUAAGUCGGAAACUCCCUCCGGUCAUCUCUCUCUCGACACGCAAAGAAACGAGGAACUCGAUCGCAGAAAGCGACGUUGACUCGCUCGACAGUACUCGUUCGUUCGAGCUUUCGAUCACGCAAAACUGAUUGAGGUUCGGGCUGGCACGGCCAAGUUGAACGCGCAUGUCCUCACAGAAAGGCUUCUCCAGCGGAGCCUCUUGCCAAACAAGCGCCGGUGCUCGAUUGACGAAAAACCGAGCUAACCGGUGGUUCUCUGGCAAGCCAUGCGGCUCGUGUCGCGUCAUUUGUUCAUUGUCGCACGCGCGGCUGCGAGGCUACGUUUUCUUCGGUUUAUGAUGCCGUUUUUCAACGCUCUGUCUAAUCAUUCUCGUUUUGUCGUUGCACCGCGAAUCCGCGAGCGCCUGCUGGAGCCUCUCCCAACGAACCUUGGAAUAUAUUCCUUUGAUUUAUUUCUUUUUUAAACUCGAAGCGAAUAUCGCAAUGCGAUUGGCAUGUUACCGUAAGAGUGGAAAAUCGGGGAACGUGAACACUCACUAGUGAAUGUUUACCUUCGCUGAUUCGCUUGAUACGCGUUCCAUGGCGGAAGCGAGCUUUAGCUUCUCUAUCCAGAUGAAUCAUAAGUAAAAAUGACCAAUAACGAUCGAAUGAAUCAUCUGUGUUCCUAUCUAAGUAAAGAUUCAUUCGAAGUUCGUUGAUUUCGAUCUCAAUGGUAAUCAUUGGUCGAAUUUUAAGGAUAUAUUGUCUUGUGUGUCGACACCAUGACAUGUUACUUUUGAUACGGACUUGUGUAACAGCCAUACUGAAUGCAUCGUCGUUAGAUCGAUUCUAUUACUAUUUACCAUAUUGCAGUUCUCUUGCAUUAACGAACAAAGACUAUUAAAGUAACGAAGAAGAACCUCGGAGGAUGAAUGUUCUUCCUCCUCGAAGCUACUUGGUGUUUUGUAAGAAACUUCUCCCCCCCCCCCCCCCGAUUAAAAUAAUUAUUUUUAAGUACAGCAGGCGCGACAGGAACGGCGCAACGACAACACUGAGUCAACAUGUGACACGAGUGAAUCUCAUCUUUGAGUCUGGCCUCGCAGCUGGAAAGAAUCCACGUAUUGCUACCGAUGCGAGUACCAUGCGAAGUAAUGGCGGAUGUGCUGUGACGAAUCUUAAGCAGAUCGAUCGAAUACGUUUCGGAUCUGACGUAUCAGAUAUGCUGUUAACGAGCUGUUAUUCCUCUAUACAGAAUCUCUCAUUCGUCCUGAUUUAGAUAAACAUUAAAAAGAGAAUAUAAUAUUUAAGCUUCAAACACGCUUCGACGAUACUUUUCCAUCGAGAGACGUUCGAUCCGUUCCGUCCGAUCGAGAUUGUUUCAUAUCGCCGAUCGACAUACUUUCUUCGUCCGCCUCUAUACACGACAACUCAUAUAUUCAAGUGCUUGCAUAAGGAUCGAGGAGAUCGUUGAUCGAUGUACACUCUGUCUGUCACAGUAAUCGCUGUUCAAGCGCGUCGACCUGUCAAACCUGUACCGACACGCUCCACACUUUUAUCUCGAUGUUGACGGAACAUUGCGCAUACUGAAUGGUGUAUGAUCAGUAUUUUUACGAUGCAAGUGUCUCGAGAAUCCCUCUGUCUUUUUUACGUGUCAAUGUGUACCGAUUGUAUGUCGACAUGUUGAGUUUUUCUGGCCUCUUGUAAUCUUCGUUAAUGUGAUUCUGAUUAAUUUCGAAGGGGACUCUAGAGCGAUCCUGUGGCAUGAGGUGAUUUGUUUUAAAUGGUACAGUAGCGUUAUUGAGCAGCACGUAGUUUACGUUGAUCGCCCAUUCAGCUCCGUGCGUUUAUCUGUGAUUUCGAUGUACAGUUAUUAUUUUCGAGAAAACAAAGGGAUAGAUCUCUAGUUUGUAAGGAUACGCAGAGGAAUCACAGACCUUGUCUAUUUUUUUUUUUUCUUUCGGUACGGUUAAUUUAACCCUUUGCUAGUCAACAGAACUUUAGUCAUAGGAACGGACUAUUACAUUGACUUUAAUAACUUUUCGUAGCAAAGGAUUAACAUUUUUAAUUUCCGAGAAGUUCAGUAGCUAUAUUUUAACAUUUUCUGGCGUGUCCUUUCAGUGCGAUUAAUUCAACCAGUUUUGUGAUCUAACAGAGGACGUAGAUUCUGAUGACUUUUCUCUUAAUGUAUCUAACGCUUGAGCUUCGCAGCGAAAGGUUAACAUUUCUAAUUUUCCAGCCAAUUGCUAUAUUUUAGAGCAUCCAGUCGUGGAAACGCGUCUUAUUCGAGCAAAGUUAAAAUCGCAAGUGAUAGAGUGAAGUAAUCUUCUUUAAUGCACAUAUCGUUGCCUCCGCGGAGUUAAUAAUCUCACGAUAAUAAUAGCGUUAGGGUUCUCAGAAUGCGACUUUGAGAUAGUUAAGCGCUGUUUAAUGGUAAGCGCGAUAGCCAAUAAUCGAGCGUCCAGCUCAGCGUGCCUGUCGAGACGAGAGCUGUUGAUAAGUAUUUAUUUGCUCUAUAGCAUUUAUUAAUUUUUUACUAGAAUCGAUACGAUAGCGAUACGAAAAGUAAUGUUAAGCAGUGCUUAGCUAUAACGAAAACGGUAACAAUUGAACGCGUAACGUCGACGUGUAACACGUAGCGUUUAAAUAUAUGUACUUCGUUGUACGAAUAUCAUGGUGAAUUUUUGUCUUCGCCUAUCAUCGAUCAGCGUGGGUGAUAAUUGCGAAGAAACGCGAGGAAUAAUCGCCAAUUACAUUUCAUGAUAAUGACUCUCAUAGGAAAAAUUAUACAUUGGCCACUAAUUACGGAGCAUAGGACAUUUCCGUUUAAAAUCGUGAUGCAAACAAUUGGAUGGAACGAGAGUAAGAGUGCGUAAGUUCAGAGAAAUGUCAACGCUUUCGUUAACAUUCACCCACUGGGAACAUUCGUAAAGGACAAUUAUCGCGGUGCAGUCCACGAUUAAUUCGUUAAGGUGCUCAGAAAGCGUCAUUUAAGUGUUGAAAGUUGUUCUACUUGCGGUUGUAGAAGUUGAGGUAACACAUUCUACUGCUGUUAAACGUCAUAGGAUAAGCAAACGUGGUACAGAAAACACCGACCAGCUGUCCAAACAGGGACGGAACGGUGAUAAGGGAAUGUUGUAAUUUAAUGAUUGUUAAAUACUAUUAAAAAGUGGUGUAUCGAGUUUACGAGUCUACGAGUAUGAUGUACGACCGCGAUUUAAUUGUUGACGCGAAUAUAUAUUAUAAUACACUAUCGGACGCAAAAGUGAUACUUUGUUGACUUACCUCAAUGAAAAUAUACAUAUAUGUGUACA